GGUUGCAACGUGGGAACUACUGCUGAGACGGUGGCCGAGGCACAAUGGAUGGAGAGCCAGACACCCCGUGUCGAAAUGAGGCGCUCGAGCUCCAUGUCCGAUGCGUGCCUGGCGAAGGCACAGUUCAGCUAUAUCUCGCUCUUCGCGACGGGAACACGUUAUCCUUCAACAGGCCGAGCGACAGCGACAUGGCCAGCACCCUGCGGCGGCUAUCGCUGACGGUGCAGAAGCGCCGCCGACUCGCGGACAAGAUCAAGAAGGGGGCCAACGGGGGCAAGGCAAAACGUAGCGGAAAGAAAGGCCCUCAGAGCGGGAAGGGCGGCGUCGGCAACGGCGAGGAAUUGACGGCCGCUCUGUUCGGCAAGGAAACCGGAGAGCCCAUCGAGGUGGACGGUGUGCUCAACGGGGACGGGUGGGUCCGCCUGUGCGGAAGCGGCGACAGCACCCACGCUACCCCCGGCGAAACCGCUGGGAACACGGGAGAUUUCGUCGCUAGGGCAGCGGCUCUGCAGGGCGGUGAAUUUGGCAGCGGCAAAGGUAGCACCAGCAGCGAGCAAAAGGGUUUGGUGGUUAUCAGAAUUGGCCCCACAACGCCUGCAACUGCUGCUGCUACUGCUACUGCUGCUGCUGCUGAUGCUGAUGCUGCCACCGAAACCUCUCCUUCCGCCGGCGCCGCCGACGCCGCUAGCGCCGAAGAUGGAGGCAUCAAAAUCCCGGGCGCCGCCGCAGGGGAAGACGCGGGUUUCCUGGAGAUGGACGUUGUCGUCAACCCUCCCGCGGUGACCUCGCUGGAGUGCUCCAUCGCCCAGCCCAUGGCCGGCUUCUCGGUCGUAGCCCAGGCGGAGGUGGAGUUCGGUACGGGGAUGGGGUGGGAAUGGCUGAUAGAAGAAGAAGAACAGCCGGUGGCCGGUGCUGCUGCUGCCGCCGCUGCUGCUGCUGCUGCUUCUGCUGCAGACGGACUCUCGCGGCGAGGAGGUAGGGCGGGGGGCGAUAACGGGAGUAGGACGAAAGGGGGUCAACUGUUCACCGGCGCUCGAGGGUUUUCGCGCGUGGUGGGGAGGAUGCGCGCGUACACCCCGGUGGAUGCGGACGUGGGCCUGCGGCUCAUGGUCAGGUGCACCCCGAUGGGAGCGGAAGGGCGAAGAGGGAGGCCGGUGGUUCGAGUGCUCACGUCUCCCGUUCGACCCGGUCGCGCCCCCGGACCCCUAGCCCUGCGGAGGCGUUGGCUGGAGGAGAGGGAGGGGGCGGUCUACGGGGGAGGGGGAGAGGGAUCAAGGGAGAUUGAAGGACUUGCCGAUGGCACGGAAGGAGGGGUGCGGGAGGGCGGGGGUCGAGUUUUGCCGGGAGGGGCGGCGGCUGUGGGCGGGACAAGAAAGCGUCGUCGUCGUCUUCGAGUCAUGUGCUACAACAUUCUCGCCGACAUGUAUUGCACGUCGGAGCAAGCGGACGAGGUGCUGUAUCCGUACUGCCCCAAGGAGUAUCGCGCCAUGGACUACCGGAUGCAGAUGGUGGCCAGGGAGGUCCGAGGGCACGCAGCCGACCUCAUCAUGCUGCAGGAAUGCGAAGCCAAGGCGUUCGACAGGUAUUUGUCCCCGGGCCUCGCGUUCGACGGUUUCGAAGGGAUCUACGCCAACAAGGCGGGCCAGGCCCAGGAAGGGGAGGCCAUCUUCUACCGAAGCUCCGUCCUCACGCUGGAGUCGAGGCACGACUUCAGCAUGAAGGAUGCCAUCCCGGGCCAGGAAGAUUUCCGAGGGCUCCUGAAGGCAUUCCCGACUCUCUCGGCCAUUGUCGAGGAGCGCCUGACCACUGUGGCGCAGGUGGCGGUGUUUCGCCCGGCUUCGGGUUGCGACAGCGGGGGCGCGGCGGAGUUUGGGGGGGCGGGAGAGGAGGGGUCGCGAGUAAGGGUUAUCGUGGCCAACACGCACCUCUACUUCCACCCCAACGCAGCGCACAUCCGGCUCAUGCAGCUGGUCACCCUUGUCGAGAGAAUAUCGCGCGUGCGAAAGGAUCUGCUCGCGCGUGGUCUGAGGCCCGCGGUGGUCCUAGGCGGCGACCUUAACAGCACGCCUGGCGGCCCGGUGCGGUACCUGAUGGGAGAUCUCAUCGGGCCGGACAGUGACCUGUGGGAGAACGUGGGCACGUUCAAGUGGGGCGACCGUUUCUUCGACGAGCUCCCCACCACUUCCGGAGCCGCGGCAACAUCAACACCGCCACCAUUACCACCCCCGUCGCCAACAUCGAGAAUACCCGACGGGAAAGCUUCGACGGCGUCUCCGAGACCGAACAACGCUACCAACAACAACGACAACGAAACCACCCGUGCCUCGCACCACAGUGUCGCUGGCUCCAAGGCGAAACCAUCGCCGUUUCUUCGGAACGUCCCCUGCCUGAGAACGCCUCUCGACCUUCAGCUCGCCUCGGGCACCCCGGCCUUCACCAACUUCACCCCCGAGUUCACCGAGACUCUGGACUACGUUUUCAUCGAGGGGGCGGGGGCGGACAACGGCGCGCCGACCACAGCAGCAGAGNGGGGGGGGGGGGGGGGGGGGGGGGGGGGGGGGGGGGGGGGGGGGGGGGGGGGGGAGCGGCGGCGGCUGUUGCGCCGAUGCCCGAGGAGGGGCCGCUGAGAGCGACGACUCCCGGUUUGCCAUCGGAAACGUUUCCGUCCGAUCACGUCUCGCUUGUGGUCGACCUUGCGCUGUCGGCGUGAGGCGGGGGGGCAGGGAGAUGGGACGGGAGAACGAGAAUUAGAUACACGGAUGGAGAGAUGAUGCGAAGCGGAGAGAGAGACACAGAGUAGAGGGGCAGAUAGACAAAAGGAGAGAGAGAGAGAG
Messenger RNA from Ectocarpus sp. CCAP 1310/34, 2834 nucleotides. The record is from the annotation of a GenBank genome assembly. NCBI's taxonomy places the organism in Eukaryota, Phaeophyceae, Ectocarpales, Ectocarpaceae.